Molecule: messenger RNA, 15340 nt
Organism: Lymnaea stagnalis (great pond snail)
Lineage: Eukaryota; Metazoa; Mollusca; Gastropoda; Lymnaeidae
Source: the annotation of a GenBank genome assembly
ACACGCAAAUUGUGGCCGCCAUUUUGGCUAAGAUCUUUUUGCUUUGCCAAAAUUAACUGCGUUGAAAUUUUGUUUUAUAUUUUUCAUUAUCAAUCACGGUAAGGGAGAUUUAAUGGUUUAAUUUUACAAGAUAUCAGAGAGCCUGUCCCAUUUUUGAUAUGAAACAGUCAUUGCAUAGUAAAUUUUGGUUAUCGCACUUCCGCUGUGAGCAAUAAUCGCGGAAGUGUUAAAUAACAACAUUUGAUGAAUGGUAACAAAGUCGAAAAUCCAUUUAUAGACAAUUUAUUUAUUGUUUCUGAUAUUACCAACUCACACCUAUAAUCUUUUCUUUUGAUCGAUACAAAUAGUAUUCUUUCUCUUAGGUAUAAUAGGGAUGAAUGUUAUAUUGUAACGUCUUUGAAGCAAACAUACCUAUUAUCGACUGUUUUAAUUUUCACAACACUACAUCCAAAACUUGUUUAAAAUUUCAAUGAGGUGCUUACUAAAUCAUCAAAUAACAUAUUUUAUGACACAAUGUAGAUAGUUUUUCUUAAAACAAAAAUUUAGUGGAUUUGAGCUUAUUUUUAUUUAUAGGCUAGUUCAGUAUAAGGCUAGACUAGUUAGGUAGAAUUCUGAUUUACUAGCCUCUGCCUAGUCACAGCCCUAGGACUGGGAUUUCUUUAGUUUGAUGACAAUGAAAAUCAUAUUGUUACAUUUGAAGUUUGAGUUUGAUCCUCCAGUCCAUCAUAUUCUUAUUGAUCAAAGAAUGUCAAAGGUCAAUUCAUUUCUUCAAUGCCCUAGAUUAGUUAGGCAAGUCAAAUUUUUAUUUGAAUUGUUGACAAUCCUGCACUCUCUGCUAAUGUUGAUCAAAUCAAUUGUUUCACCUUAAAAUCAUAACAUGAUAAAGUUAUCUCAGUCUCAUUCUUAAAUAGACCUUAAAUUUUUUAAAUGUGUCAUGAUUGUAGGAAAAAAAGUAACUGGAAAAUAAGUCACAGAAAAACUUUUCAUUAAUCGUAAUUUUAUUUGUAAGUUAUUCCUUAUCAAUGUUUCAAUGAUAGACUAAAUAUCAUUAAUUGGAACUGAAAGUAACAGGAAUAAAAUUGAUCGGAAUAAAUAUCGAAGGGAAGAAAAUAACAAAAUAUGAAAAUCAGACAUAUUUACACAAAUAAAUACGCAUUGAUUGAUAGUAACACAUAAAUUAAUUAAAAGAUAGAGUCUAUGUCUGAUAGCAAAAUAUUGUAAAAAAUCAUUUUGAAUUAUUUUUAUGAGAAAUUCAGAGGAGCACACUGGUAAAUUCUAACAAGAUGGGGGAAAAAUGAAUUUUUGUUUAUUUUGAUCCAUAGCCACAUUGACCAAAUUGAAGCCAUUGAUUCUUUGUCUGGAUAGAUUUAUCACUAAAUUAGUACCACAAUCAAUGAUCCCUUUAAGGUUUGCUGGUCCGUGUACAAAAUCAUACAGUUGUCGCGUGUGCAAAGUUUAGCAGCAUAAAUUCUUUGUGUGCAAAAUUUUACAGCCCACAAACACACACACACAAACAGAAAUUAUAUAAAUGAACUUAAGUUCAGAAACCUUUAUAUUAGUAAAUUAAGGAACUAUAAUUAAAUAAUUAUCAGAAAUGUCACAAUAGUUCAAUCAAAGCUAUAUUUAUUUCUAUUAUUUAUAACUAAAUUCCAACACACCCACUACCAAUGGCCGCUAGUCAUUUGAUUGACUCAUUUCUGGAGGUACUCUGGCGUCUGUCUUUCAACAAAAUCCAUCUUCAAUACGCAUCGUCAAGGUUGAUCUGAUCUGAUGUCCAUCAUUCUGAUACAAUUUAAUCCUCAUAAGCAUGUCUAAAUGUAACUCUUCCAGCCAAUUUCAAGAUUUUAUUUUUAUAUUAUUCAUUAGGCUUAAUCCACUUUCACAAUCGGUGCUUGAUGCAAGAAAUGUAGCACAAAAAUCCAACAGAAUGGCAAUUUCGCCGAAUUGCUCCUCAUUUAUUACAAAUCGAACCAUCUUGUCGAAAGUCUACAUCAACCCAUAUUUCAUUUUUUUCUGAAAAAAUUAAAAUCUGAAGUGUCAAUUAAAGCUGAUAUCUCAAAGAUUCGCCAUUGUAUCGACUCAUUUUCAGGGAAACGAGAGUCCAGGUGCAAACAUAAACGUGCAACGAAUUUUAGGGUGGAGCUCAUGUUUAUAUCCUCGUCAUUUUGCAAGCAAUUCAGUAACCUUUCGGACCAGUGCACAUUUUCACCAUGGUACUGGGCAUGGAGCUUAGCGAUCCUCACUUUUACAAACUGGUAUGCCUCAAAGAUCGUAAGAUUUUUUUUCUUUGUGGCAGCUUGCAUAAUUCAUCAAGUUCACCAACAACUUCGUCAAAGACAAUUGGUGCAGUUUGAAACUGCCGAUCUUUAGUUUCUUCAAACAGUACAUGUGAACUGGAUUCCAACAAACACUGUCUUGUAAACAUUACCAGGAUAUGGCCGAAACUUUGCGUAUGAGAUUGUUUUUGUCAGUGAUAUAUCAGUGCUCUCAUCUACUGUUUAUGCGUAGAACUUUGCAUUGCAGAGUACACUAAUUAUAGCAUCCUUUACCACAGAAUCGAUACAAUAAAAAAACUCUUAAGUGUAAUUCUUACUGCGCCAAGUAUCAGGGACUGGGGAAUACUUAGCCAUAUGGUUGUGUAUGUAUUGAACCGCAUUCAAAGAUUUGUGAUAGCCAAGAGGACUUCUUAAGCACUUUUACGUUGCGCUGCUUUUUGUCUCUUGCCUCGAUCAGCGACACUUUCUGUAAGCAUUCACAGUACACCUCCUGACUUUAUAGAACGAUGUCUCUGUACAGCAUCUGUGUGUAUAUUUUGCUUGAUAUGUCGUUUAAGAUACUGGUAAUCCAAUUUCCAAGCCUCCCACCUUUUCCCUGUGGAGAAAUCCUCACCUGCAUUAGCUUUGAAGCACAUUUCACAGAAAACAUCAUCAAUUUUAAGACAUUUAAAGAUAUCACCCAGCUUGACAGUCAGCUCUGACGACGAAUCUGGUAGUAUUGCAUGCACAAAUUCAUUGAGCCAUUCCGUUGUUAAAUUUGAUCUACACUUUUUCUUAGCAAGCAAUGACGCUGACAAUUCACUUAACUGAUGUUUAGACAUCAACGGUUAAAACAUUAUUAAAAAUAAUUAGCUACUACAUAUAUAUAAUGAACUAGAGAUAUAUUUACUUUAUACACAUUCACUCAGUAUACGCCAUGAAAUUUACAUGAAUGGCGGCGGUGGUUCAGAACGAGGCCAGCUUGAUCUGGUAUGUAUAGGUAAGUAUGUAAAUCAAUAGCUCUACAUAAAAAGUAGAAGACAAAAAUAUAGAUCUGAAUCAAAUUAAAAACAUGGAUGAAUAUGUUAUAAAAACUUUAUAAUUCUGCCAGCAAAGUGUAGCGCAUCCGUUUCAAUUUAUUUUUAUAAAAAUUUGCUGCGUGGAUACUCAAAACUGCUGCGCGGCGUCUAUGAGAUAGCUGCGCGUUAAAGGGAACAUUUACCGCAAUGCAAAAUCCCUUGAUACUUUUACUAUGUGAGAUAUGUCCAUAAGAUCAGAGGCAAGAAUCAAAUAACAAUCCUUUUGGAUGAGAGCUAAUUCUCUGCCCAAUCGCUUACUACCAUUUAUUGUUAUUCUAUCUAUGAUAUUCAUGUUUAUUGGUUUCAUGCAUAACAAUGUAACUGAUUUUGAAUAAAUCAUAGAAUUAAAUCUCUGCUUAUAAUAUGUAUGCAUAAACAAAUAACACACACAUAUUUAAUCCCAAGCGAGAAUCAAACCACGUUCUUAAACGAGCCGCCUCUUACUUCCAUUUACUGAUAUUUAAUGUAUAAGAAAAUAAUAUGUUCUUACAAAUAAAAUUUGGUUAAUAAAAUGUUUUUCUGUGACUUUUUCCAGUGACUUUUUUCCUAGCAAAACUUGUGUCUUUUACUGCUCAAUGGGUUUAAAAGCCUUUUAUUCGCUAAAACAAUUUGUGAGAGAUGGUCUAUUUCCAAAAAAAGAUGUGUGAAAGGUGUUAGUCAGUAGUAAUUAGUAAUUAUUAGGUUAGUUAUUAAAUAAGAUUUAUAUUGAUGGGAAAAGAAGUACACAAACUUGUUUUGAAGCAAACUAAAAACAUUUAACUAAUCUAGAAUAAGCUUGUUAUAAAAGAAAUUGUGACAUAAUAUAAAACAUGUUGUAUUUAACAAUUUAUCAUGAGAUGUUAAAAGUUAUGAGACAUCCAUAAGCAAUGUCAUGCUAUUUUGACAUAUUUAACCCCCUCCCCUCAUCACAAAUUUGUCACUAAAAGUUAGAUACCUUUGUCACACAAUUUCACAAUUACGUGACUCCCCCUCCCCGUCUUGAUGGGCCACUAAGUCAUGUGUGUAAAUGGUUGACAUCGCCUCUAAGAAUAAGGUAUAUGAAAAUCUGUACGCCUCAUUAGUCUUAUUUAUAACAUUUUACAAUUGUCUUUUCAGACCAUGAUACUCUUUAGGGUAUGAUUAAUGAAUGUGUCAUAGACCACAACGUACAAUGUACGAAGGAAAAAACAUUCAUUAUUCAAGCACAGACAGUAAGCUCUUAUGUUCUUUCAGUGGAAAGCUCUGCAACCAGCGACGUCUCAAUGGGUAUGGAUUCUGCAUCAGGCAUAUUUUGGAGGACCCAAAUGCUCCUUUUAAACAAUGUGCUUAUGUUGCGAAAUCAAGCAAUCAGAUGUGUACUCAAGCCAUCCCUAAGCAUGAAGAAAGAAGGUAUUAAUUUGGUUAUCCAGAGAAAAUUAAUUACUAUUCUAGAAUGGGGUUCCCAAUGUGGGGAUGAUUUACUCUUUAGAUACUUAGUAAAAAAAAGCCUUAAAUAACGCAGUGUAGUCAAACCACAUUUUUUCAUACUUUGUGUUCCAAAUAUUCUGUUUUAUGUAACUUUUCAAAACCUUUUUACAGAAAUACACUUAUAAUUAAUAUGUUCAUUUUUACUGUACAUUAAACAAACUUAUUCUGACAGUAUUUAAUUAUUUUUUUAAGGUACUGCAACAACCACAUGCAGGUUUUGGGAAUGCUACCUAAGAAAGAAAGGAAAAAGAAGGACAAACCCAUCACGGUGCCUGAAAUCAAGCAACCACUAGUUAUAAGUGGGGGAAUAAAGGCCAAAUUUAGCCUUUCAAGUGCUAAAGAUAACAGUGUGCCUAUUUUUAAGUCGAACCCAACUGCUGACGAUCCUGAUGAUCCUUAUGCUUUUCCAGAUGCCGGACCAACGGAUAACAAAACAAAUGCAGGUUCAGGAAAUAUUCCCUUAUCAUCUGAUAGCAUAUUAGGGAAAUCUCUACAGUCGGGCCAAGGAUUUGUAAGGUCUGCCAGCGAUAUAAGCAACACAAGUGGAUUAAUGGCAGGUGGUUCAAUGAUUGCCAAGUACUACCCAGAGCUUGCUGAAAAACUAGAAAAAAUGAGGGCAAAACCUGAACCUAAAACAACAGCUAAAAGUAGAGCAAGAAGCUCUAGGACUAUGAACAAACUGCAGACAAAAAUAGCACAGAACAAAAUAAAUGAGAAGCUACGUAAAUCUCAUGAACUGAGUCAGACAGAUUCAAAUUCAAGCCCAUUGCAGAUAUCUAGUCCAGAACAAAGCUUUGGCUUAGAACAUAGUCCUAGUCCUGGAUCAGGAUUUAGUCCAGCAUCUUCCCAUACUUUCAGUCCUCAAGCUUCCACAUCUGCUCCCUUCUCAGCAAACUUAAUGUUGGCUAACUUUGAACAAGGACAUUCUGCACAGGAUAUACCUCCGCUACCUCAUGUUGACACCUCUUUCCUGGCUACUCUUGCAGCCCAGGAUAAUUUAGGUUUUCAGAAUUCAGGGGUGGGUGAGACCGAUAGGCUUGUCACAUCACAUACGCCCCCUCGACUUCCACCACCAUACCCUGGCUCGUCGACACUUUCUACACCAUGUUCGUUAGCGUCAUCAGAUCUUCCUGUCAGUGCCUUUAGCCCACAGACAAAUUUGAACUGUGUGAUAGAAAGUCUGAGUUCAGCUCGCUCACCACAACGAACUGCUAUUACACAAGUUGGACCUUCUGGUCCCUCAUCGUUAUCAAGCUUGACAUUUAUUCCAGUAAAUCCCCGUCAAACCAGCCUCCAAACCACUUCGGCAAGUUCAUCCUUUUUGCCGUUAACUUCAUCCUCAUUUCCUGCAUCAAGUGCCCCAAGCUACCAUUUCACAACAAAUUUGAACACAACGGGUGUCAAACUACCGAACCACAUGACUUCUUCAGUUGCUCCCCAAAAUGUUGAUAUUUUUUCUUUGUUAAGUUUGAACUCAAAGUUAAGCAUGGACUCUGCCCAGUCACUGAUGCUUCCUUCGCCCAACACUCUGGCUGCCCACUUAAGCUUACCUCCACCUCCUCCAUAUGUGCCUCCAGCACCACAGCAGCACAAAGUUACCUCGGCUGCUUUAUCCACACCACCAGUAACAAAAGUGACCCCGGCCGUUGUUUCAACAGUGGCUUCUAAAAGAUCAAUCCCUCACACUAAACUUCACAAACUUAAUGGGAUUUUAUCAGAAAAAGCUGCCAAAAAGAAAUUAAAAAGUGAUCUGGCAGUGAAGUUUUACUCUUUCUAUGCCAAAAGGAAAAUUAGCAACCACUGUAUGAUGGGACCUUGUAAGUAUUAGUUUAAAAAAAAACAACACAUCUUAAUUUUCAAGGAGGAGGAAAAAUACAAAAGUAAUAAAAUGUAAUAAAAUUUAUUACUGUUUCAUUAAAAAAUUAUUUUUUUUCUGAUUCAUAAAUGGUUGUUUUUUAAAGUGCGAUCUUUUUCAAGUAUUGAGUAUAAAAAAAAUGAAAGGCUAUCUUUAUAAUUUUGAUAGGUUAAUUCUUUUUACCAAACAAGAAAUAGUCUAACUACAAAUCAAUAUUGCACUGUUUGGUUAAUAUAUAAUGUUUAUAAUUUUACUUAAAUGGCUGUGAAAUAUCUUGAAAUGUUCUAAAGUUAAAUACCAUAUAUUCCAGAUUUGUGUAGUUCAGAUGAUGAUAGUGAAGAUGAAGACAUAGAUAUGCUACCUUGGCAGAGAGAUGUUUUUUCAGCUUCAUCAGACGAGGAGGCAGACAGCGAUGAUGAGUGAGAAACUCUGAAUUUUUCAUUUUAGUUUAAAUGAAAUUUAAUUUGAAGUCAUUAGUUUUAGAAGAUACCCAAUAAUCGCUUAAAUUACUGUUUGAAACACACCCUGCGCUGGUUGAAUUACUGUGAUGAACUGGCAUAUCUGCUUUCAUUUUUUUUAUAUAAUGCAUGACCUUGCGUGAUUUGUAAAAAAUAUGAAUUUCAAUUUUUUACUUGAUUCUCUGAUUUAUACAGAUUACCUGGAAAAAAAAGGAAUAUUUUUGGCCCUUUUAUUACAGAUAGAUACUGAAAGAAAAAUGUUUAAUCGGAUCGGAAUUGGGCUUUUCCAUUUUAUAAAAAUUCAAAAUUGAUUAUCAUGUCCAAAAGCCAAUACAAUUUUUCCAAAGGAAAAUUCGGAAAUCCAAAUGUUGUUUAACAUCCUUACAAUCAAUGUGUAGAGGGUCAGAAAAUGCCUGGGGCCAGCCCACCAGGUGUGGAAAAAAAUGUCUGAGUGGAAUAGACUCGUUAUCAUUAGCCCAUUGAAAAAAUUCUGAGUAAAAAAAAAAAUAAACUUGUUGUUUGUUGACCAGAAAGCAAAAAAAUGGCUUCCUGAUGUCAGAGGUUUUGGGCCAUCUUCAUGCAGAAUAAAUCACAGGACAAAAUUGCUGUAAUCUUUAGUGUUACAUUAAGUUAUUGCAGAAAACAGAUCUGGAAAUUUUAAAAACUGCAAAAAAAAAAAAGAAAACAUGGCAUGCUUCUUCUGAUUAUCAACUUGGACAUUUUUAAAAUCUACUUUCAAUAGUUCAGCACCAAGGUCUUACCUAGUGCACUUCCCCUCAUCUGCAAUGCAAUUUUGUCAUCAGAGAAGAAAGUUAGGAUUUGUUGGUAAAAAAAAAUUGUAAAAAAUUGUGAAUGAGGUCUAACACCAUUUGCCACUUAUUUGGAAUAUGGAAUCACACUGCCUCACAUAGUCCAACAUAUUAUGAUAUUAAAAAAAAGCCCCUAUUCCCAUAGUGUCAUACAUAUUCUGUAUACCAUAAAACAGACCUGUUUACCCUCAAACUCUUAAAAUUGUACAAUAUCAUCACAAAAUCGUUCAAUACAUUGUCUUAAUAGUAAAAAAAUUUAAACAUACAAUAUAUAUAAUGUAUAGUGAAUACACCUCAAAAUCGUACAUUGUAGCCAAGAUUGUAAAAGUAAUCAGGUCUGCAUAAAACUUCAAAAAAUUGUAAAUAUCUGUUCCUGUAAAAACAUCUUUGACAUCCAAAUGCAGGAAAAUUUAUUUCAUCUUGGUGUCAAACUUCCUAAUAGGUAACACAAGGCAGUGACCACUUGUUGCAUCGAAAGUUGGGUGCCUGGAUAAUCAUAUUAUGUUUCAGCUUUAGAAAGAAAUAAUUUUUAAUGCUUUGUGAAAUUUGUUAAUGGCUUAAAUGUAAAAUGAUAUCAAGCUACAAUAUUUGCUAAUAAGGCUGAUUAUCGAUUAUUUGGAAAUUAAUUGGUGAGACUCAAGUGUACAUAUUUUGCAUGCUAUGAUAAUUCAGUUUUGCACUAUGGUUGGUGAAAAGAAAUAGUUUAGAUACUUUUUUUAAUGUGAUUCUUCAAUCCAGGUCAGGUUAUUUUUUAGUUGUAAUUUUAAAAAAAAUACAUUCAUGUGCACACUGGUAGCAGUUAAUCUAGAUAAAAGUUAAGAAAACAAAAUUUGUAUACUUUAUCUGUUUUUAUUUCAUAAAUAAAUAACCUUAACAAAUUAUUGUAAUAAAUACAUAUGCAUUCCAAAAUAGCUUUCAAAAUACCUACUUGGCCUGAAACUGAACAAGAACGUUAUAUUUAAACAUUGUACCAACAUAUAAUGUUGUCGUGGUAAAGAACUAUGUGAAAAGUGAACAUCUGUGCUAAAAUGUGCAAUUGAUGCUCAUUGUUCCACCAUGCUUAUUCACUUUGCAAUUCUCCUAUUAAAUGUGCUGUAUGCAUUUUUAGUGCGCUCAAAUUAAUGCAAGUCAUUUAAUUUGCCCACAGUUGAAGUUAGAAAUUUUGGAUCACUGUCAAAUUAAAAAUUAAAAUGGAUAACCUUUGAUAAUUCAGCUACUAUGUAUUCUCCAGCAGGCAGUGAUGCACACUUGAUAUGUAUCUUAUAUCCAUCCUACUGACAGGCUAGAAAACGAUGUUCCUAUGGGCAUGAGACCAACAAAAAUUUCAUUAUUGAAAACCCGAUUGCGUCGUCAGUGGUGCCAGGCAAAGCACGCUUACAAGAUAAAUAGUGCAGUGAGAAAGAAUAAUAACCAAGCGACGCUGGCCCUUAUACGCACAGCACGUGAUAGUGCAGCUUGUGCGGUGAGGGCCCUCUGGCAGAUUACUCAUGUGAAGAAAUCAAAACGAAAGUAAAUUAAAAGUAUUUUUUACACUUAAUCACUUGAUAUUUUUUAUACACACAACCAAUGCUCUGCAUUGUGGGGUGUGGAAAAUAUUUGCUGUGGUGAUGCAUGACAGUUUAAAAUCAGUUAUUAUUUUAAAAUUAAUUUAAUAUUGAAACGUGCCUACUCAGCUGGGUUUUUUUUAUGGGUGCUACGUUAGAUUUUAAAGAAAUGUAGAAAAAAUAUUUAAUUAUUUUGUUGUUGCAUCAUUUAGAAAGAGUUAUGAAACUCAUAUUUCUGUUCAUAACCACAGAUCAAAGAAAAGCUCCAUUAAAAAGAAAAUUUGCUGCCAUAAAAGUGAGAAAGAAGGGCAGUGCCAAAAUCAAUGUCUUCCUUAUGCCAACCACUGUGUUAAACGUAUCCUUUUUGACUUGAUUCAAUCUAGAUAGAUCUGCAGUCUGUUUAGGAUCAUAUGUUGUCAGCCAAUUCUUUAUUAUAAUACUAUUACCUUCAAUGAUUUGAGGGGAUCUUGCAAAUGAUAAGGAAUAAUUUAAAAUUGCAUUUGCAGGAUAUAAACUUUGAUAAAAUAUUUUCAUUGCAUAAUAAUCCUUCACUUCAGGGGUUCUUAACCAGGGUACCUGCACCACCUUGGGUUGUGGGAGGAAGUUUCCGGUCGUGCAGGAAGACCCAGAUUAUUAUUAUUUUUUUUUUUGAGUGCAAUUUUAUUUUUUAUCUUUGGGGAAAAAAGGGGAGGGGGGAGUGCAUAAAAAAUAUGUUUUGAAAUUGAGAUUUGGUGCUGGAAAUGUUUUGAAUUAACAAGAGGGUGGUGUGCUGCACAAAAAGUUAAGAACCCCUGCCUUACUAUUACAACCAUCAAUCUUCAGUUCCCUUUAGCUGAAGCCUUGUCCAAGUGAAAGCAUCUGACUUAUCGCACAAACCUACCUUCCUUGAUUCUAACCAGAUAUUACAUACAAUAUCAACCAACAGCUCUUUGAUUUUUGUACAGCAAAGUUUGCUAACAAUGUCCAGUGUUGUCUACCAUCAUUUGACCUCCGCCAUGAGCUGGCCUUAUGUCAGGAACAUGCUGCAAAGGCUGUAAGUAAAUGUGGCUUAAAAUGGGAAAUUGAAAUUCUUCUGGUAUUUUUUGGAAUGUAAAAUUUUCAACAUUUAUGAUGUCAGAUUUAAUAUUGAUUAUAAAAACAAAUAAAUUCACCAAAUCAUUAAAAAUUCAGUUUGAGAAAUUUUGGUUUCAAAAUUUUAUUACAAUUUUUAUUUUAAUAUUUUAAAUUCAUCAUUAGCUCAGGCCUGCACAACUCAAAAUGUAAGGCGGGCCGUAAUAAUUUAUGAAAAACUUAAUGCGAGCUGAAAGAUGAUGGGGGGGGGGGAACUAUUAAGAAAAUAUAAUAAUAAAAAAUAUUUCGUUACUUCGCUGGCCACCAUGUGAGUGCUGGCAAGCCGUAUGUUGUGCAGGCCUGCUUUAGUUGAUCGUAUUAUAGCUAUUUUGCCACAUAUAUCAAAUAAAAGGUGGAGCAAAUAAUAAUGGUUAUUGAGUACGACUAUUGAAUUAAAUAAGAUGUAAAAAUAAUUGUAAUAUUAGUUAGGACACUAAGAUAAAAUUUACAGUUUCUGUUCCUCAUGUCUCUUCUUAUCAUUUUGCAUUGCUCAAGGACAACUAUCAGAAACAGUUAGAACUAGAAAACAAGAAGAAACCUAGGAAGAAAUCAAAACCACCAGCUCUCACUAGACCUCCUCGUAAAGGCAAGAAGAAAAAGAAAGGUCGCUAUUCAAAAGCUCAGAAGCCUCUUCCUCCACCUGUAUCUAUAGGUUUGGAUUCAAGUGAGUGUAAAAACUCCUAUGUUUUUAUGUAAUAAAUUGUAGUGUGGUUUACACAUUAUAGAAAGGAUCAUAUAUGAUAAUAAUCAUAUGUGAUAUUAAGAGGAUCUUAUAUGAUAUUAAGAGGAUCAUACAUGAUAUUAAGAGGACCAUACAUGAUAUUAAAAGUUGUUAGGAUUAAAUUUAGAUUUAUUUAAUUCACUUGCAUUCACUAAGUCUAUAUCUUUAUCAACGACGAAAAAAAAAAAAGGACAAAUGUGAAAUCUGCUUCAAAGAAAUUGAAACCCAACCAUGUUAUGAAUGCUCUUACCUCUCUGUUUAUUUGACGCUCACCAAAGCUAUAUGUUAAAUUUUUUAAAAGUCAUUACAGUAACACUAGUAAAUUUUGGCUUUUAUCUGAAAAAAGGUUUGUUUACUCAAUGUUUUUUUUCCACCUUAAAAACAAGCUAUUUCUUUGCUCAGCUCUUUCAGAUGUUGAUGUCACCAGUAUAGAUAUUUCUAAACCUGAAGAAAGCCCAGAUACAUCUACCUCUACAAAAGAAAAGUCUUCAAACUCAGUACCUCAUCAACCUUCUGUUCUUCCAUCAAGAUACACAACUGAGGCCAAAGACACCAAUAAAAACUUAGACCAUGCCUUGGAGCUAGCAGAAGUGUUAUCACCUGGUAGGCUGACAUGGUCAUUAUAAAAUGAGUAAAACAGAGUAGGGUUAAACCUACUCUGUUUUACUCAUUUUAUUUUGUACUAACCUGAUUGCAGUCUCUCCCCUUAUUACCCCUGACAUGGUCAUUGUUGACAUUUUUUAAACUGCAUUUGAUCUGAAGUUUAUUGAAAUUCAUUUGUGGAAACUGAACUUCAGAGCAUUGUUAUUUUUGGCUUUAACUGAUGUAACUGGAUGGAAACCUCCCCCAUUUGAUGUAUUUAAAUUAUGAUUGCAAAGUGAAAUGUGAGAGGAAUCUUUUCCAAACACAUGUGUCAAUUUGAUGCUAUAAAAUAUCUGGGUUAUAGAUUUUUGUAUCCCCCAUGCUAUCUAUGGUGGGAAAGAUAUUAUUGCUAAGAAAAUUAACUAUAGAAAAAUGUAUGAAUUAAAAAAUGAGAAGCAACAGUAUAUGAAAUGAUAUAAUUCAUUAACUUAAGUUGAAAGGAAUAUAAAAAAUGAUUCGCCUCUUAAUUUUUCAUAUAUUGAGUUGAAUAAAAUAAAAAUAAUGAAUAUUCUCAAUCCCCAGAAGUCACAAAUCUUAAUGAGAACUAUUAAUUCCAUGACAUAGCUAAGAGAAUUCACCGAAUGGCUGUUUUUUUCACUUGUGAAAUAAUUUAAUGUGCUGAAAAGGUACAAUACAAUCAAAAAACAUUUCCAUUUGUUUGGAUCAAUAAAAGAAUCUCAUCUAUCUUAUUUUUUAAUGCUUAGAUUUUGAUAAGCCGUUUGAGCUUCCCCUUGAGCAAGCCUCCCGCCUUCUGGAGGAAUCUGACUUUCAAGAAGUUGUUAACAAAAUGCCAUUUGAUGAACUUGAUCUUUUUGGUAAGUAAGAUUCAUUUAAAUAAAGAUCGGACACCUUUUAAACUGAAGAACACUUAAGAACUUUUAAUGGCCUUUAGGUGUUUCCAUUUUAAAUAAUACAUUCUUAAACAAACACAUCAUCAUUGUUAGCUAUUACUGGCUUUAUAAAGUCAUCACAGAUACUGCUAUAUAACUUUCUGAAAUGAUAUUUGGCUAGGUUAGUUAAAAAGUGAUCUUGCAAAAGGAAUUAUGCUGUGCAAUUUAUUAAUUACGGACUUUGCAGUUCUAUUUGUUAGUCACUUUAAACUAACCUGCAAUCUUAAUAUAUAAAAUUGUAUUUGAAAAGCAAUCCAUACAUUAAAAUAGAUUUAUCUUUAUUUCUACAUGCUAUUAGGUCAAUGAUUUUUGUCUCUUCUUCCUUAAGGUAAAAAUGGUGAUCCUGACCAAGAUGCUGACCAUUUGGGUAUAGACUUGGUGUCUGCCAGCAAAGCUCGAGAUGCUCUUGAAAAGCUCUUAUCAGGAACUAUGUCAGAAGAGGAGUCCUUGCAGCUGGCUAUGGUGUUGGCCCAGAAUCUUCAGACAGAUGACCUGUCACACAAUGAUGUAAUUCCCAACAACAAUGCUCAUGGUGACACCCGCUUGAUGUCGGGAGCUGAGAUAUCAAUGGGCUCUCACAUGAAUGAGGCAUCAGACAUGGACUCUAAUAGUAUGGAGCACCAAAUCAUGAGCAUGCACCCUUCUAAUCUAUCAGAUGGUUCAGGAUAUGGGAUUUCUCACAGUGCUCUUCACUCAUCUUACCAACAGCAGAUACUGACAUCUCAACAUUCUGGUGUUUUGCAGCAGCCACACUUGACUACUGCAUCUUUAACUUUGGGAUCAUACAGACAGAUGGACAGCCAGAAAAUGUCAGAGUUAUCACACCAACAAAUUCAGACCUCCAUGGCUUCAGGUGGAAGUACACUGCAGUCUAUCGAUGUAAUGCCACCUGUUUUAACUGCUGACUUGAAUGCAGUGUAUGGACAGAUAGAAAGCCUAACAAGGUCACAGCUAGCAGCCAAGCAAUCUUCUGGACUGAAUCUCAAUCACAUAUCAGGGCUUGAUUCCUUUACCACCACAACUGCUAAGACAGUUAUACGCCAUCUACCCACAGAGUCUCAGCCUGUGUCCUCAGUGGCAGGAAGCCCCUCCAAUAUAUAUGUAGGCUCAGCAAAAAAUGUUUAUACCACUUCUCAAAGCAUGAGUUCGUCUUCUUCAAGCCAGUUGCCUCCUCAAAUGAGUCUGGAUGUUGCCAGAGGUGCUGCGCACCCAGAUACAGCUGUAACUACUCAUGGGUUCAACACAUCUUCAUUACCAGCCAUGAAUGCCCAUCUGAGGACAAGUUCUGUGCCACAGCUUCAGAACUUCACAACAUAUUCAUCCUCUUCUACAUCAUUACCAUCAUCAGAAUUAUCCUAUUCACUGUCAUUGCCUUCUAAUGCCAAGAAGGCAAAACUGGACUUGAGUUCUCAAUCUGUGAUACCUAAUUCAAAACAAGUCCAGCAGCAUAUUCAAAACCAGAAACUACAGCAACAGCUCCUGCAGCAGAAGCAGCAGCAAGGCUCUACCAAGGUGAGGAGCAUGCUGCAAGUUCCUGCAGCAUCUUCAAACACAAAACUUACAUUGCCAGAGGCUAAUAGAAACUUUAGACAACCUGAUUCUAAAUCUCCUGCGUCACCGAAACCUAAAAACUCACAAUCUCCGUCCUCUAAGCAGAGACUCACUCUUCCUGUUACACAGUCGAUGCAGCAAGAUGGAUUUCUCUCAAGCUAUACCCAAAAAUCAACUCUAUCUUGUGAUAGUUUAAAACUCAAGCUCCCUACUUCUAAUGCAAUCCUAAAUGAAUCUAAUCAAAGUCGGAUUACUAUAUCUGAGAGUACUAUGUCCUAUCAGAUAAUGAAUUCAGUUUCAUCAUCUCACUCAGGACCCAUGACCAGUAAUACGGUGAGAUACUCUGUGAUACCAGAUGGCACACCUACUUCAUCAUCCUCAUUGUCCUCCCUAACAUCCACCACAACUAUACGACACAGUCUUCUUGGAGAGCCUGGUAAUGGGGCCUCCGAGUCCAUUUCUGUUACAGUACGUCAUCCAUCUCCUUUGGAAUCUGUACCAACCACUGUCAGGCAUACGUUGCCAGACACAUUUCCAACACCUAUGACUUUACCUUCUUCACCUGCCCUGCCAUUACCUCAUAAAUCAUCCACAGUGUCUUCAUCCCUGGAGGCGAACCUCCAGUCCAAAGUAGCCACAGGAAACAUGAAUUCAUCUCAGUCAUCCAAUUCUCUCACAUCUCAGUGGAGCUCCCAAGGAUCAUUGGCAGCAAACAUCAACCUCCAAAAUGGACUUCCGUUUGCUGCUGGGUCAUCUCGAACACAAAUUGCGCAUAGAUUUAGCCCUGCUGGUCAGGGUAAUGCCAGGAGUAAGUCGAACAAUGCAGCUGCUGAGGCAGCAAGGAUUACAGCUCUAGCCAAUGCUGCAGGGGUGCCUGUGGUUUGUAGUCCUGUCUCCUUACCUGGUCUUGUCCAGAGCCUUUCAACUGCAACUUUUAAAAGCAGUGGGUCAUCAUGAGUGUAGUUUUUUUUAGGUAGAAG